Molecule: messenger RNA, 1095 nt
Organism: Penicillium chermesinum
Lineage: Eukaryota; Fungi; Ascomycota; Eurotiomycetes; Eurotiales; Aspergillaceae
Exons: 3
Coding region: 1-1095 (364 amino acids)
Source: RefSeq, a predicted model, not a curated record
AUGGCAGCUGGCAUUACUCCGCCAGGGAGUGUCCUUGAACCUCCUCUCACACCACCACCUACUGCAGAGAAGCCAUUAUCAAGAAGUGCUCGAAGCGUGGUGGACUAUUUGCGACUUCAUCGUGCAGGUCACUGGUCAAGAGCUUGGUGGGAGCGUCGACUUAGACCGAACGACUAUAUGCAGGUCUUGCGAGUGCUCGAUACUGACGAAUCCCUUCGAAAUUACGUAGACGAUAAAGUACGAUACGAUUACGAUCCCUGUCGCUACUGUCUGACAAUCCGAAUGCCAAGUCCCCUACAUGAUACGUUCUGUGCCAGAAUAGUCGAUGAAGUAUCAAAACAAAUCAGACAAUACCAACAGAAUAGCCCCGUUGCCGAUUUCGCCAAGGAGGUCGAGCAUUUUGCUACAUCCCGAAUCUUAAUCCCUGAAGCCGCACAGGAUGGAAAACCAACAUUUUCUAGACGGGAACCGGAUGCAUCAUUUGGACAUCGCCAGGCUCAUUUCCCGGGUGUCAUUAUGGAAGUAUGCUACUCGCAGAAAAGCCGAUGUAUUUCCCACCUAGCGGAUGAGUACAUAUUAAACACUGAUGGAAGCGUGAACGUGGUUGUUGCCUUCGACGUUCAAUAUAAAGGAUCAAGAAAAGCGACAAUCAGUGUAUGGCGACCGGAAUAUAUAACCACAGAAGGUGUGGAAGAAUUUCGGACGACUGCUGUGAUAGAUGCACAGCCUUUUCGUACAGACACUGGAGAUCCUGCAGAGGGAAUAGCGUUACGACUAUCACUCAGGGACUUCGCGACAGAAGAGCUUUCACAAGGCAAGGCGGGUCUCGAUUACGAAAUUCUUGUUACGUCAAAGCAGCUUUGUGAAUUUCUUUCGAGUGCCGAAGCAAGGCAGCAGGUGCAGACGCAACGUCAAGGCUCAAUCAAUCGGAUUCGACCGGGCGCUUUAAAGCGUCGUCGUCCUCAAACCCCCCCUGAAGAGCCAAGUUCGGACGAGUCGUCAAUGGAAAGGAAUAGGGAAUAUAAACGUGAGCGUCGAAGUAGUGACUAUCGUCCUAGUUCUUCUUCUGGAGACUCGGGGAGUGAGUUGCAUUGA